AUGUUGGUUCAUGGUUAUUGGCUUCUUAUAAGCCAAAACACCAUCUAUCUAUCACAGUUUGUUCAUAUCUAUCUAUCCAUCCAUCUAUCUAUCACAGUCUGUUCAUAUCUAUCUAUCUAUCUAUCUAUCUAUCUAUCUAUCUAUCUAUCUAUCUAUCUAUCUGUUAUGGAUAUCGGACCACAAUCUGAAUAUUAUCUAUCUAUCUAUCUAUCUAUCUAUCUAUCUAUCUAUCUAUCUAUCUCAAUCGGGAAAAGAUGUACUUUGUUGUUUGGAACUCCUCAUUAUCUAUCUAUCUAUCUAUCUAUCUAUCUGAAACUCCUCUAUAUCUAUCUAUCUAUCUAUCUAUCUAUCUAUCUAUCUGAAACUCCUCAAUAUCUAUCUAUCUAUCUAUCUAUCUAUCUAUCUAUCUAUCUAUCUGAAACUCCUCAAUAUCUAUCUAUCUGGAUGCGUGGAUAG
Molecule: messenger RNA, 456 nt
Organism: Acanthosepion pharaonis
Lineage: Eukaryota; Metazoa; Mollusca; Cephalopoda; Sepiida; Sepiidae
Source: the annotation of a GenBank genome assembly